Trypanosoma conorhini is the source of this 672-nucleotide messenger RNA. Its product is annotated as ras-related GTP-binding protein. Bases 1 to 672 code for a protein of 223 amino acids. NCBI's taxonomy places the organism in Eukaryota, Euglenozoa, Kinetoplastea, Trypanosomatida, Trypanosomatidae. Gene Ontology annotation, molecular function: GTP binding; GTPase activity. The transcript has a single exon. The record is from RefSeq and is a predicted model, not a curated record.
AUGGCAAAGACGAGGCCCACCCAUUCUUCUUCCGCCUCCGCUUCCGCUUCCGUCGCCGGCGGGGUGGAGCCGCGGAUUAAAAUUAUCUCCAUUGGCUCCCUGGGGGUGGGGAAGAGCUGCGUCAUCAAGCGAUACUGCGAGGGGCGCUUUGUGGCAAAGUACAUCCCCACAAUUGGCAUUGACUACGGGGUGAAGCGGGUGGGGGUGCGGGCACCGGCGCACAUGUCGCCCGCGCCGCCCAAUUUUUUUGUUCGCGUGAACUUCUGGGACAUGUCCGGCAGCGAGGAGUUUCUGGAGAUCCGCAACGAGUUUUACUACGCGGCGGAGGGCGUCUUGAUCGUUUACGACGUCACCGACGCCGCAAGCUUCGCCGCCCUUGACGCGUGGGUGGCGGAGAUGCAGACGUACAUGAACGCCGCCCGCAGCGGCGGUGGCGGCGGCGAGACGGUCAGCGCCCGCCCCGCCGCAAAGCCGCCGGUGGUGGUGGUGUGCGCCAACAAAGUCGACGACGAGGUCGACGGCGGCAGGAAGCGGGCGGUCAGCGAGGCGGACGGGCGGCGGUGGGCGGAGGGCCACGGCUACAAGUACUUCGAGGUGAGCGCCUGCACCGGCCUGCACGUGGCGGAGAUGUUUGAGACGCUCUUCAACGACGUGGUGGCGGCGUUCAUGUGA